AUGUCAUUCUACAUGUUUCCCGAAAUCGAGCCUUACCCAACGACCUAUGUGUCGCACACAUACCCGGAGAAGGGACAUCAUCACCUGCACCACCUGCCACUUCCCUACAUGGUGCACAAAGCGCACAGACUGUUCCACGACAAAGACCAUGACGUCCACCAACCCAAAGCUGACGUACGAGAGACGCCAAGCAACUUCUACAUCGAGGUCGAAUUGCCAGGGAUCAAAGACAGAUCCGAGCUCCAUCUCCGCUGGACUUCGAUGCGUACACUGCUUGUCUCGAGCAAGAUCCUCAGGCCCGAGAUCCCUGAAUCCGAGCUCGUAGACUCACCAAUGCCAGCGGCGGACGCCAAAGAAGCUCAACCCGAGAAAAAAGAAGAGGGGGCCGAGGCUGGGAAGAAGGAAGAGCCCAAGCCAGAAACCGCGCCAGAAACCGCACCAGAAACCGCGCCCGAACCUCACGCAAUGCCUGCAGCGAAGAAACUACCUCACCUUACAGUCAACGAGCGGCAGAUUGGUGAGAUGCUGCGCGCGUUCAAUUUCCCCGUCGACGUCGACCGCGACAAUACCCAUGCCAAACUCGACGCCGGCCUGUUGAGUAUCAAGGUCCCCAAGAUGGAGCACGAGCAGGUCAAACACGUCAAUGUCCCUGUUAGGAUUCAGGAGUCCAUGGGGACCAUCAUGGCCGAUUGA
Messenger RNA from Rhinocladiella mackenziei CBS 650.93, 693 nucleotides. RefSeq lists its product as uncharacterized. Lineage: Eukaryota; Fungi; Ascomycota; Eurotiomycetes; Chaetothyriales; Herpotrichiellaceae. Gene Ontology annotation, biological process: protein folding; protein complex oligomerization; response to heat. The record is from RefSeq and is a predicted model, not a curated record. Bases 1 to 693 code for a protein of 230 amino acids. The transcript has a single exon.